AUGGGACAGGCAUGUUCACAACGUGAUUUAUUCGUUAGUCAGUUAAAAGAGUCUCUCAAGGUGCGCAAGAUAAGGGUUCGUAAAAAAGAUUUAAAUUCCUUUUUCACUUUCGUUUUUAAAAUCUGCCCAUGGUUUCCUCAGGAGGGUAGCAUUGACUCCCGCGUCUGGCACCGUGUGGGCGACUGUCUCAACGACUAUUAUAAAGUCUUUGGUCCCGAGACCAUCCCUGUAACUGCCUUUAACUAUUAUAACCUCAUAACAGACAUCCUUAAAAACCACAAUAACUCCCCUGACAUACAGCGCCUUUGUAAAGAAGGGCAAGAAAUUCUCCGCAGUCACUCCCCGGCCCCCUCAAAAGCCCCCUCAGUUCACGGCCUCCCCGACGCUCAUGCUGACUCACUUUUGCGACCCCCCUCACGAGCGCCUUCAAAUUGCCCUUCUGUCUCCAUCCAGAUAGAUACAGACCCUCAAGUCCCUUCUCUGUACCCUCCCCUUCAGGAGUUCUAUUCCUCUGCUCCACCCCCCAAUUCCCACGACCCCGGCGACCAGUUAGACCCCUCUGAACAGGCAGAAUUAGAGGACGAAGCCACUCGUUACAAGAAUCCUGACUGGCCACCACUAGUAGCGGCGGUUCUUCCGCCAUUCAAGCCGCCCCCUUAUAGUACUUCUCACGCACCUGCUGCCGCCAUUUUGCCUUCAGCGCAUGGCGCGUCCGCCAUUUCACCGGGGAUGGGCGGUGGAAGCGGAGUGAAUGCGGUGUCUGCAACGUCUCCCGCCGCGUUUACGCCGUUUCCAAGACCUCUCCUUCAGGAAACCCUCACUUUCAUCCGAGAUAUUAAAACCAUUGCCAACGAGCUCUCCGUUCUUACGAUCAGUCCCCCUCCCCACGAGACUUUAGCAUUCCCUGUUACUAGAUCCCAGACUCGCCCAGAUAGGACCGAGAACGUAGAUAGUUCAGCUGCGGCUGCAGCUACCCCCCUUCCUGAUAGCGACAACCCCGAGGACUCUGACAGCUCCCCUUCUGAUAUAGACGAAACAGAGCCCAGUACAAGAGAUACUGCGGCCCCCCAAACUUAUUCCCACACCUACAAGAAACUUAGCCUUAAAACAUUAGAAAAAGUCAAAUCUGCUGUAACACAUUACGGGCCCACAGCUCCCUUUUCCCUCGCCCUAAUUGAAAAUCUUAGUGAGCGCUGGCUCACGCCCAAUGAUUGGUUCUUUCUGGCGAAGGCAGCGCUAAGUGGAGGUGACUUUAUUCUUUGGAAAAGUGAAUAUGAAGACACCGCUAAACAGUUUGUUCAGCGCAAUAUGCGAAAAUCCUCCUCUAAAAAUUGGACCAUUCUUAAGGUUCUUGGCUCCGCCCCCUAUCAUAGCAAUGAAAAGCAAGCUCAAUUUCCCCCCGGACUUCUAACCCAGAUCCAGUCCGCGGGUCUUAAAGCAUGGAGGUGCCUUCCACAAAAGGGCACCGCAACCACCUCUCUUGCAAAAAUAAGACAAGGCCCAGACGAGCCAUAUAGUGAUUUCAUAAGUCGUUUACAAGAAUUAGCUGAGAGGCUCUUUGGCGCGGGCGAAAGUGAAAACGCUUUUGUCACACACCUAGCUUAUGAAAACGCCAACCCCGCUUGCCAAAAUGCCAUCCGUCCCUAUCGGCAAGGAGAGCUCUCUGACUAUGUCCGCCUCUGCUCCGGCAUCGGCUCUGCCCAUGCUUUCGGACUUGCCAUUGGUGCCGCCUUACAAAAUUUUAUGCCCCCACAGCCGGCACGCCCCCCUAAUCGCCUUUGUUACAACUGUAACCAACCUGGACAUUUUUUCCCGAGCCUGCCCCCCAGAAGAGCCAAAAUCAGACUCAAAUUCAGAUCCAAAACCCAACAGGGCCUAGUACUAAUAGUCCAGGAGCCCCUGCCACGAAAUGCCCUCGCUGUAAGAAGGGUUUUCACUGGUCCUCAGAAUGCAGAUCUAAGACAGACAUUUAUGGACAGCCCAUUCCCCCGCCGCAGGGAAACUCCAACAGGGCCCGGCCCCAGGGCCCCAUACCGGGUGUGA
Molecule: messenger RNA, 2043 nt
Organism: Phyllostomus hastatus (greater spear-nosed bat)
Lineage: Eukaryota; Metazoa; Chordata; Mammalia; Chiroptera; Phyllostomidae
Product: endogenous retrovirus group K member 8 Gag polyprotein-like
Exons: 1
Coding region: 1-2043 (680 amino acids)
Biological process (GO): viral process
Molecular function (GO): structural molecule activity
Source: RefSeq, a predicted model, not a curated record